UUGACACGGUACUCUCUUCUUUGGUACUAUGCAACCUAUAGCGCUUCUCCAAAAUGGCGACCAGCAUGGACCAAGCAGCAGGUUGGGGAAUGGUUGGUUUAGCUGGUGCCAUCUUCUCAUACUACACUAUCUGGGUAAUCAUCUUGCCGUUUGUUGAUGUUAACCAGAAUAUUCACAAGUUCUUUCCACCCAGGAUGUAUGCUAUUGCUGGACCACUGAUUGCAGGAGUUGUUGCCCUUGUCCUUAUAGGUUCAUUUGUGAAAUAUUCAACUUUCAAAUCCAAACAGAAGAAAAGCAAGACACAAUGACAUCAUCAGUGUAAACUACAAAAUAUAAUGAUUAAAAGUUUGUUUUUC
Gigantopelta aegis is the source of this 356-nucleotide messenger RNA. Its product is annotated as dolichol phosphate-mannose biosynthesis regulatory protein-like. Gene Ontology annotation, biological process: GPI anchor biosynthetic process. Lineage: Eukaryota; Metazoa; Mollusca; Gastropoda; Neomphalida; Peltospiridae. The transcript is spliced from 4 exons. The coding region runs from base 54 to 308 and encodes 84 amino acids. Gene Ontology annotation, molecular function: enzyme regulator activity. Gene Ontology annotation, cellular component: dolichol-phosphate-mannose synthase complex; endoplasmic reticulum membrane. The record is from RefSeq and is a predicted model, not a curated record.